AUGGCCGGCGAGGGGCCGCCGCCAGCCACGCGGGGCUGCGCGCAGCCCUCGGCGGCGUGGCGAUGCAGGUGCUUGGCAGCGCCCCUCCUGAUGUGGCAGACGGCCCUGCUCACCUCGAUCAUGGUGCUGCUGCCGGCAUCCCUGCUGCUCCUGGUUCCGCUGGCAUCCGCUCGCGGCGCUUUCCUCUGGGUGGCCCGCCAGUGCCAGGCCGUCUGGCUGGGGAUGGCCGUCGCGCUCGUCCGCCACGUGCUCGGCGUGAAGAUCGUCCUCUACGCAGGGGCCGAAGUCCACGACCUGGCCGAGCAGGACAUCCUCAUCAUAUCGAACCAUCGGACACGCGUGGACUGGAUGUUCUUCUGGGCCCUGGCCGCCGCACUCGGCCGCCUCGGCUCGCUCAACAUAGUGCUGAAGGACAGCUUGCGGUCCGUUCCCGGCUUCGGCUGGGCCACGCAGUGCUUCGGCUACGCGUUCAUGUCUCGACAGGGCCGCAGCCAAACCUCCGCACCCUGCGCCGGGCGGCCGCGCUGCACGGGGGGCGCGGCCGCCUCGCGCUGCUGCUCUUCCCCGAGGGCACGGACCUCUCCGAGAACAACCGGCGCCGGAGCAGCGCCUUCGCGGAGGCGCACGGGCUGCCGGAGUACACGCAGAUCCUGCACCCCAGGGCCGCUGGGUUCGUCGCGCUCAGCGAGUCCCUCCGCCUCGUGGCGCGGGCGAACGGUGCAGCCAUGCCCCGGUUGCUCGACGUGA
Messenger RNA from Prorocentrum cordatum, 747 nucleotides. NCBI's taxonomy places the organism in Eukaryota, Dinophyceae, Prorocentrales, Prorocentraceae. The record is from the annotation of a GenBank genome assembly.